GGGAGAGCUCCCUCCGUCUCAGAAAGUGGGUACGUUACAAGAGUGCCGCGUACAGGCAGCAUCCGCAGGACUGGGUCAGCCGCUCCUCUCCUGCGAACACCAUCUGGGAGGCAGUCUCCAGAUUCAGGCAACAUCCACGGCUUCUGGGAUCUUUCCUUUUUUAAGCGAGGCAAAUCACUCCUUCAAAUGAAUGCUGCCUGACCCUCCCCAGGAAGAAAAUGGGUACCGGGGAUUAUAUCUGUAUCACCAUGACUGGAGGAGCACCUUGGGGUUUCAGACUUCAAGGGGGCAAGGAAGAAAAGCAGCCCUUGCAGAUUGCCAAGAUUCGUAAUAAGAGCAAAGCAUCCAAGGCCGGGCUGUGUGAAGGGGAUGAGGUGAUAUCUAUCAAUGGCAAGCCUUGUGGGGACUUGACCUAUUCUGAAGUUAUCACCUUGAUGGAAGGCCUGGCUGACACUCUGCAGAUGCUGAUCAAGAGGUCCUCCGGUGAGGUGAACAAGACUUUAAGUCCUGCAACUGAAAAAGGAAACCAUGGAGACACUAAAAAUGAGCAAUAUAAAGAAAGCACGACCCUGCAGAUCAGAACAGCAGUGCCAGGGCCCCACCAAGAGUUACAGAUCACCACGAGGGGCACUGAGGAAACCCUCCAGAAAGAUGUACCAGAAAGUGGUGUGGAUUUUUCUGAGAUGAAGCAAGAAAGAGAGACAAGCCACUCUCACAAAAUCCCUCCCAAAGUGAUAGAAGCCCCUAAAGCACACUUCAUUGAGGUGCCUGCUUUCACUGGGGGCCCUGGAGACGCGCCAGGCCCCACGGUUGAGCUGCAGUUGUCCCUCUCGUAUGACAAGCGCAACGGCAGCCGUGCUGCCGGGCUGGCUGUCCUGGGGGCCGAGCAGGGCAAGCCUUCUGAAACAGGACCCAGCCUGCCCCAAGAUGGGACCAGCUGGGUGGCUGCAGCCCCUGCCACAGAGAAAGAUCCUUCAGUCCAGUGGUCGAGCAGGGCAUUCCAGAUCGCUGGUGGCAAGCAGGUCAAAGCAGCCCAUGGAGCCGAGACGCAGGAGCCCUCCCUCGCCAAGGUGGAAGUGAUCCUGGACUGUUCCAGCCGGGCAAAGGAAGCCUCCAGGUCUCCGACUGAAAAGGGGGGUGUGGAUUCUCAAGGGGAAGGAGGGCAGUCGGAAGCACCUCCUUCUGUCGUCUCCUUUGGAAUCUCAUCAGAAGGCACAGAGCAGAGAGAAGACGACCAGCACUCUGAAAGGGAACACAGCAGACCUCACAAACACCGGGCCAGGCACGCCAGGCUCAGGCGGAGUGAGAGCCUGUCAGAAAAGCAAGUGAAAGAAGCCAAGUCUAAAUGUAAGAGCAUCGCCCUACUGCUGACAGCAGCUCCAAAUCCCAACUCCAAGGGGGUGUUGAUGUUCAAGAAGCGUCGCCAAAGGGCCAGGAAAUAUACGUUGGUCAGCUACGGUACUGGGGAGCUUGAGCGCUACGAAGACGAAGAAGACGAGGGUGAAGAAGGUGACAAAGAGAACGCAUUUGAAGUAACCUUAUUAGGCACAAGUGAGUCAGAAAUCGAUGAAGAUUUCUUCUCUGACCUUGAAAAAGAAGACCGGAUUGUGACAUUUGACUGGGACACUGGGAUACUCGAGGUUGAAAAGAAACCAAAAAGUGGGGACGAGAUGUCUCAGCUGCUUCCAGAGAGCAAGGGCAAAGGGGCAGUCAUGUUUGCCAAAAGACGUCAGCGGGUGGACCAGGUCACUGCUGAACAAGAGGCAAUGAAGAUGCACACAGUGCUGAGCAGUUCCGGGGAGCACCGAGAGGCUACAUCAAUGGAGAACGCCCAAAGAAUGAGUUCUUCAUAUCAGGCAAAACACGAGGAAAUGUCCAGAGUUCAGCAGAGCCAUGUAAGCAAAAGCUACAUAGAAGUGAGCCACAGGCAUGGCCCAGCAAUUCAGCAAAAUGGCAUUGGGGCCCUUCCUGAGGCAAAUGUAAUUUAUCCAUCUUCGGAACCCCUGAGAUCAGCUGCUUCCAACAGAACAGCCAAGCCUUUCCCUGGAGUACAGAACAGGGCAGCAGCUCCAUUUUCACCCACCAGAGGCAUGGCUAGCCCCGUCUCAGAUCUACCUGCACCACCUCCUUACACUUCAGUCAGCCCGCCACCAGAAACCUUAUAUAGAACUGUUUUAACUCCAGUUGCCACCAGCACGAUUCAGUCAACUCUGUGGUCUCCAACAGAGUUGACGGAGCAGAUCGCUUCCAGGGAUGAAAGGAUUGCAGUGCCUGCCAAACGAACUGGCAUAUUGCAAGAGGCAAAAAGAAGAAGCACUGCAAAGCCCAUGUUCACUUUCAAAGAAGCCCCCAAGGUGAGUCCUAACCCUGCUCUUUUGUCCCUUGUGCAGAAUUCGGAAGGGAAAAAAGGUGGUGCUGCUGGCUUUGAAUCUGGCCCUGAAGAAGACUACCUCAGCUUGGGAGCAGAGGCCUGCAAUUUCAUGCAAAUCCAAGCAGCUAAACAAAAGAUUCCACCACCAGUUGCUCCAAAACCCUCUCUCAAGGUUUCUCCUACUGCUACAACACCCAUUUCCCCAGUCUGGUCGCCACCAGCGAUGGCGGUUCCCCAGUCGCCUGUCUUUCCAGCUCCAAAUUCACCUGUGGCAAGUCCAACCAUUAUCAAAAUAGCACAGCCUGCUUAUCCUCCUCCACAGCCGCCCACUACACUGAACCUAGCUGGUCCCAUAGCAUCACCACACCAAAAUUAUACACCUAAAACAACACCCGUUACACCACUAGGAGGUGCUGUGGUUGCUGGAGGAGUGGGGCCAGCUUUUGAGAUGCCCCCUGCUUUUAGUGGGAAGGGAGCCCAGCUCUUUGCCAAAAGGCAAUCCCGAAUGGAAAAGUAUGUGGUAGACUCAGAAACUGUACAGGCCAAUAGGGCACAGGCCUCUUCACCAACUCCCUCUUUACCAGCUUCUUGGAAAUAUUCAUCGAAUGUUCGAGCACCUCCACCUGUGGCUUAUAAUCCCAUCCAUUCCCCAUCUUACCCUCUGGCUGCUACCAAGCCACAGUCCAAGUUCCCAGGAGCUGCCAAAGCUGCCAAGAAAAAACCUAAGAAAGCAAUGAGUUCCUUGGAAGUUAUGAAGCAUCAACCAUACCAGCUCAAUGCAUCCUUAUUCACUUUUCAACCUCCCUCUGGCAAGGAAGGCCUACCUCCUAAGCAACCUGCAAAGCUUGACUCACCAUCUGCCUCAAAGCAAGCUCUACCUUCAAGAUUGCUGAAUGCCAGCUCUCCUUCUAAUGUCCGAGCAUCUUCAGUAUACUCUGUACCUGCCUACAGUUCACAACAGUUCCUCCCUUCGAAUGCCUCUAGUCCCGUAAUUGAAUCCUGUGCAUCCUACCCUGCUUUUUCGAAGCAAGAACCAGUGGUAUCCUCUAUGUUUACUACUCCCAGGCCAAAGUUCUCAGCCAAGAAAGUUGGUGUCACAGCACAGGAAAGAGGAGCUGAACGAUCUUUAUCUGUCCCUGGAUGGCUUCCUUCAACCACUUCUCGAUCCAUGUCACCUGUUUCUCCUGUGAUGUUUCCACCGGCUUCUGAUUAUUUUAGCAAACCAGCUCCAUCAGUUGACAAGCCUGGAAAGAGGUUGACUCCUUGGGAAGCAGCAGCCAAGUCCCCUCUUGGACUUGUGGAUGAUGCCUUUGGCCCACAAACCAUGCAAGAAUCAAUUGCUGCAAAUGUUGUGUCAGCUGCUCGCAGGAAAACACUACCUGCACCACCAGAAGACUGGAAACAGAAAGUUGCCUAUGAGCAUCCAGCCGCAAGUGCCCAUGCUAAAUUAGCAUCAUUUGGAAGGAGCCAUUCGGCCACCAUAUUGCCUGCAAAGAGCACAGUGUCUGCUCCAAGCUCCAGUGCUCACUGUGGCUCUCGCUUGCAGUAUGCAUACUAUGGUCAACGUGCCCGAACAGAUCCUGACAUGGUCUCAGUGGGUUCCAGGUCUGAUUACAGUCUGUCAAUAGCUGACUCCAACUAUAAUCCACAACCAAAGGGAUGGAGACGCCAAACAUGAAAAGCUGAAGAUCCUGUCUUAGUUUCUCUUCCUGCAAUACUACCAGUCUUAGAUUCUAAGACUCAUUCAAAAUGGAAAGGAAGGCUUGUUUCAAUAGAUGUCCUGACAGUUCCUUGACAAAAGUUAGCUAGAAUGGAGCAUGGUGGCCAUGAAAUAUCUAGGUUCAAAACAUCAGGUUUUGAUUCCAGUCCAUGAAGUUUCCUUAUGUCUUUUAAUGUAUGUAUAUAUGUGCAUGUCAAUAAGAAAAACAUGCAUAAAAACAACAUGCAAAGUGGUAAAAUGUGAAAUAUAUGAAAGAAUAAGCUGGGGAGAGGUCAAUCACUGUGGAAUUUGAACUUUUAAUCCAGUGAGUAUUUAUCAAGAAUGUGAUUUUUUUUUAGAGCUUUUGGGGGAAAAAACCCACUUUUUUUUAGUUUAGUUUCCUCUUCUAACCUGCUUGUGGGUAGUCACUGUUGUUGGCCACUCAAGUGCUGUUAUGAAACAUUCUGGGUUUUUCCUGCCCUAUGUAAAUGCUACCAUUAACCUAAACGCAUUAACAGUUGCAUUUUGAUUUUUCACUAAAUCAAAUAAGAUGUUUCUAUCCUGUCAAGUAACUGGUUAGGAAAGGCUAAAGUGAGCAAUAUUCUUUAUACUUAUUCUCCUGAAUGGCUUAAAAUGUAGGAGAGGGAUCAUAGUCCAGUGUUACAGCAUAUGCAGCACAUGAUGUAAAACAAUCAUAUAGGCGUUGAGUUCAGACAGCGGCAAUAACCCACACUUAAUGGUUGAAUAUGGGUUGAGUGUGGGUUGUUGUGCUGUUCAAAAUAAGCUGAGGUAACAACCAUGGUGAGCAACCCACAGUUCACAGCCUGAUACAAAUAAUGGGUUCUCUUCAUGGGUUGUUAAUAAUCCAUGGAUUUUUAGCACAGCUGGAUUCAGACAACACAACAACCCAUAGUCAACCCAUACUCACCCCUUGAAGUUGAAUUACCAUGUUUCCUGAACCUAGUCAACCAGUAAUAGGAAAUACUUCUUUCUGUGUGGAGUCCUGGGCAACUGCUGCCGAUCAGAGUAGACAGAACAGAUGGAUAAAUAACCUGGCUUCUUAUAAGGCUCAUGUGUUGCUCCCCAUUGCAUUACACUCACCCCAAAUGCUUCCUCAUUUUAUCUAGUUUUGAAGAUUCAGAUUUCAUGAACUUCCUCAAUGGGACAGAAUUAUUUUAAUGAUUGGAAGGAAAAUAUCAGGCAAUACUACAGGUAAAAGAUAAACAGGACAGAAUAUUGCAUGAUAUAAAGUUGAGCAACAUAAUCAAAAUAAUGAGUUUUGUUAAUUAACUGAAGGAAAAGAAAUGGAGAGUCUUCAUAUUUCCCAAAGUCAGCAAGUAGCUGGAAAAUCUUGAUUGCUUCUUAGACCAAUACUGUUUGGAUUUUUCUUCUUCUUUUUCUGUUUAUUCAAAAGUAAAUCACCACAAGCGUAGUGGUACUUAGUCUCUAAUAAAUGGGAUUAUGAUUGCACUUUGUGAUCAAGCUAAUGCACCAAGCUCAUACACCUAUCAUGAGUGGUUAGCGUGCUGUAGCUCAUUUCAUUUUGGAAAGUGGUACAAAUUUCUUAAAACUAGCAAGCUCCCAUUUCCAACAGAAGUGGCUUUACUGCCUUCUAAUUGGCAGUCCUCACUGCAAGAGCAGAACCAUUCUCACUCCUAGCUGCUCAACCUGAGCCACUUGGCUGAAUGUAUAAAACUAAAUAAAUAAUGUGACUUUCAGUGCUAAGAUAAGGAAUAAACAUCUAACGACAUAAGCUGUGCACAAGAAAAAAGAAAAGGAAAAAGGAAAAAAGUUAGCCUGGGUUUCUAACACAUCCCCAUGCCAUUGACACUUUUCUUGGAGCCACCAGGUGAAGUGCUGCCCCCAGUACCAACUUUACCUGAGUUCAAAAGAAUGAUUUUGUGUUUUGGAGCUCAGCUCCCAUCUCUCUUCCUCUUUGAGGUUCACAGGCAAGUUACUUUUGCUUUAGACUUACUGUUUACUUUGUGAGCAAUCAGUGUUUUGUGACUGGCCAUGCCCUCUGUGACAGCCAUUUGAUGCAUGCUUAUAAUACUCUCUCGAAAGGAAACUCUGAAUUAAGUAAAAAAAAAAAAAAAAAAAACCACCUUUCCAAAGAGUGGGAAAGACUGAGGGGAAAAACCUCUCAGGAUCUGGUCACAGAUAUAUGUGUGAAGAAAGGGAGGACAGAAGUAUAACAUUAGCUUCUAUACAGAAGGAGAACUGUGCAUUUUUUCAGGGCCAAAUACACCUUACUUUAAAUCUGUGGCAACGACAACCUUAAUAAUAAUAAUAAUAAUAAUAAUAAUAAUAAUAAUAAUAAUGUUCUAUCCUACAGUAGGUGCAGGGGUCCAAACUAGAUUUUAAUAGCUCCCCUACUUCCCAUGCAAGUUCCUGAUCUGGAUUGACACCACACACACACACACACACACACACACACACACACACACACACAUAUCUCUAGAAUAAAAGAGAAAAGACAUCAGUGGCAGACAUAGUUCUAAAGUAAUGUUUGUUUGGGCCCUUCAGUCCCUGUUAAGGGGAAUUUUAAUGCAUGUGCCAGCCCCAGCUAUGAGGGAAUAAGUGAUAAUGAAUAUUCCUGGACAUUUUGAAGAUGUCAAUGCUUCUAGAAGAAUCUAACGUUCACUACAAGGCAACUUGCCUUACUAUGACAAAAGUUGGGUUACCCAGAAAAGUAAUUAAAAUCCAUUGGAUCUGUUUUUCAUCUGGUACAGGAGGGUUUAAUACUUAAGAUCAUUUUUAAUAUUUGGGACAUUUUUGGAAGUGGUCUCUAAAGUGUCUGGAUGUGUACAGAGUAGGCAGACAAAAGGAAACCAUCAGGUUGCAUGUAGUCUCAUCAGCUGACCAGUAAAAGUGGUGGCCUAUCUCAUAAGGAGAACAUAUGUGCAAAGCUUGUGGGCGAGGUCUAGCACAUGAAGCAAUUAUUCCUAGAAUAUGAGCACAGAAGGGAAGAGGGUGACUUCUUAACAGUCCAUAACAUAAGUGGAAGGCAAUGGUUUAGGUUCAUUUGAAGUGAGUAGGAGGUACAUGUUGCAACCAUGAACUAUGCAAGUCUGUCUGGAGGCUGAGAAGUUUGCGAAAUGUUUUCCAUGCUUAUCAUGUGGUGGAUUACAUUCUACUGUGUUUCCUAGAAGAUGAGUGUUGAAAUUUUGAAGUGGUAGUAAGAGUUCAAAACAACAAUAUAGAACAAGAAUGAUUGAAAUUGGAGGAAGUCCAUUUUCUAUAGAAGCCAGUUUAUGAUAAGUGUUCAAUGGUUUGAGUCCAGUGUAAGUUGCCUCCCAUGAAGAGACAUAGAUUAUUAAUGGGUUUAAGUGAAGUAUUUGGAUUUUUAACUAGUUGUGUUUCACGGAUAUCCACAGGGCAAAUGCAUAUUUAUUUAUUUAUUAAACUACAUAUAAUGCAUCUGAAGUCAACUCCACAUUGGAAGGACAAAUGAUCCAUUUUUCAGAUUUUAUGCUUAUGACUUAAUAGAACAUUGGAGAAUGUCCUGAAGCUUCCAGAAAUAGGUUUGUACUUUAGGCUGUGAUCUUAAGUGUACUUGAGGUAUAAUUUAUUUUCCACUGGAGUCAGUGGAACUUGUUUCUACAUAAAAGUAUUUCAGGAGGGUUUGCCAGUGUAGCAUGGCCUGUAUUAUGUCCCAGGUGAUCAGGUCAGGUUCAUGUUUUGACAUGUUCAGCCUUCUGUUUGGAACACAAUUAUAAUGACCUUCCUGAAAAUAAGAACAUUGUGAAAGGAAGCUGUGGAGACUUUUUCCUCAUUUCUCAGUACUGAGGGGGAAAAGGUGUAUCUGAGUACUUUGUAACUGUGUGAAGCCCAGUACACCAUAGAUAAAAGCAUGAUCAACAUCCAGUAGCUAUAUAGAUAUAGAACAGAUCUUCAGAUGUUUUUCCUGUCACAAGGUGAUUCCCUUGAAGAAGUACAAAUAGGGUGGGUUUGUGUUAGGCAUGUCCUCUGCUCCCUGAAAUUCUGAGAAUUAUCCUGAGGGAUGUAAUAUCGCAGUCCACCAUAAGAUAUGAUGCAAUAUGGCAGACCAGAGGAAAGUUAUGAGACAUUUGUGGGAUUGUGUAUGCCCAGGCCCCAUGUGGUGGAACUCCUGUGAAAUGAGGCCAUUUGCCCCAAAUGCCUCAGUGAAGCCACUUUGGCUACUCUGCGAUUUCAGGACUUUAACCCAGUAAACUCCCUUUUUUCCUUCUCUUUCUUUUUUUCUUAAGGCAUUCAAAAUCAACCAUAUGUCUUAGACAUCAGGUAGACUGUGCUAAGAAACAAGGCUAUGACAAGAAAUUCUGCUUGGAAAAGCUUGGGCUAGGAAAAUCAGCUAUUGUGAGUCAAACCAGUUCAACACUGAAACAAGGAGUUAAAAAGAAGUUUAAAGAGACACAAACUUCGUUGAGCCCAGUUUAGAGAAAUCAAGAGUACUCAGGUCUUCUGAUUGAGAUCAAAGAAAUGCAAGCUUACUUAACUUACUCUAGGUACUAUUACAGCUAAAUUGAUCUCUCUAAAGCAGCAAUUUUAAGAAUUCUUCACUGGAAGAAUUCUUCCCUGUUGGAAGAAGCUGCAAUAGAGUCAAAUGAGUCUGGAUUUAUCAGAGUCGAGUCACAGAGUCUGUCAUUAACAGACUUUUCCAAGUGUGUGGAGUCCAUGGCACUAAUGGACCAUUCUUUUAAUUGUUUGAAUUUUGUGCAAGUAUAGCUUUAAAAUAGACAAAUAAAACACUAAUAAAAAUGCUCAAAACUCAAAAUAGAAACAAUAAUGAAAUAUGCAUUAUGCAAAGAUAUGCAAGUUUGGCCAAUCUGAACCUUUCUGGGAGGGCAAAUUUGUGCAUAUAUAUGCAAAUAUAUUUGUUUAAAUUCCAGGUGCACAAAUCAGUCAAUGGCAGAACAAAAGUUGCCCAAAAAUCGCUGCCAGAGUGGUUUUUCCCCCCAUUUGCACUCCCUACCUGAAAGCAAGUCCCCCUGAACUCUGCACAAGUGGGACAAGACAUAUAUAACUUUGCACUGUGCAUGUAACAUUUCAUUAGCUGUACUUGUAUUUUUCCUAUUGAUGAAUGCUUGUUAUAUUCCACUGCUGGCUGGAUUUUCAUACUUAAAAACCAACGUAGUCUUUUAGCUUUUGCAAAAUUGUGCCUAGGAUGACAACUUUCCUUUUUCAACACGGAUGGAAAUUCUGUGCAACAGACAGAAAAAUAGUACUUAUUCCAGCAUGAUGAUGGAGGAAGUUAAACUUCUGUCUGUCUUUUGGAAAUCCAGAUGGUGGUGGUUUAGAAGCUCCAUCUAUCUUCCCUCCACACAUCAACUAUCUCUAGUACUUGAUCCUUGACAAAGUAGAACUAAGAAAAUAAGAGUAGAGAUGUUAAGGUUUUCACAGAAUGUAUGCCUAAAACGUAUGUUAAAACUACAAGUAAAAAUGUAAUAGUCAUAAUCCUAUGUAUGCAUGUUCAUACAGAAAAAGGCUUAUGACCCUCUGCAUGCUCUUGGCUGGGGCAUGCUGGGAACUGUAGGCCUUUUUUGCUAUCUAAGAGUGCAUAGAAUUGCACAGAAAAGUGCUCCCAAGCACCUAAAUUUACAUUAUUUUUCUCAUCUGAAAACUCUAAUCUAAAUGCUGGCAAAGAAGUGUUCAAGGAUGUCUGCUUGCAUGGUUUUUUAAAUUGUUAUUACUGUGUAAAGGGAAUUGUUUACACUCUAGGAGCUCAGGUUUUGCAAACUUUCCUUCAAUGAGGUCUUGCUCUGUAUGGAUUGCUCUGAUCAAAUAAACACAACUUCUUAAAUUGCUAAUAUCCUGUCUAGGAAAAUGCAGUAAACAAAGACAUAUGAAAGCACUUUUUAUAUUAAAAGGAAGAAACAAAGACAUAUGAAAGCACUUUGUAUAUUAAAAGGAAGAAACAAAGCAAAAUUGUAGAAGAUAAGCUUAGAGGGUGGAAAGUAUGAGAUCAGUCUCAAAAUUAGUAGUGAGUCUGAUUAAAAGUGUUGACAGGUGUUAAUAUGUAUAGGGCACAAUCCUGUGGCUAUUUGACAGAGUCUAGAUGUCCCCAGGAGAAUUCAUAAGUCCCCCACUGACCGUAGAAAUGCACUCUGUGGUCAGGUCAGGCGCUUGCAGCCUUUACAGAAAGAACCACCUGGCUACAGCUCCAAGGCUGCAAGUAUGACCAGAGCUGGUGUUCUCUGGGUAUUCCAGAGACCAGGGAGGGGAAGAAUCAGCACUGCAUGGGUAUGUACUGUCCUGGCAACACUCAGCCUCCCCUCCUUGCACUCCGGGGCAAAAGACACAGAUGGCCAAAAUCAACUUUUUCUGAUCUUUGUCUCUGUGCUCCUCUCACCCUUCAUAGGAUGUCUGUAGUUCUCCAAGUGCAAAGAGUUACAGGCAGGCGUACUGGACGGCACAGUUGGUGGCUCGUGGUCUGCACUGGUAUAUCUAUACCUUCCACAGUGUGAUCCCCUGACCAUACAUGCAUGAUCAGCUGGACUACUGCCCUGGGAAUGGGCAUUCCAUCACUAUGGAAAUUUGCCUCCCUGGAGUCUGAUGCACAUUUUGCUGGUCGCAAUAACAGCAAAGGACCCACAAAAGAACUAAAAAUAUUGAUGAUAAUAAUAUAAAAGGAAGACUUUAAAAAAAAUAAAUGCUAGAGCGGUUGCCUAAAAACUUGAGUAUUGAGGUAUAUUUAUUGCACUGUAGUAUAGAAACAUAUAAACCAUUUCUUGAAAUUAGUCUAGAUCCCAUCUGCAAUCACGCAUGCAUCCAUUUCUAGGAUAACUUUGCAACAUCCAUCAGAAGGAACAUCAGGUAAGAAAAAGUAGCUAGUUCUGUAAUGCACACUAGGUCAUGCUUGGAAAUCAUCAUUCACUUGCAUGUCUUUUUCUUUACUUGCACUGUACACCGUUUUUCCAUCCCCUUCCUGGGGAAGUGUAUUUUACUGAGAUAGAUAAGUGUGAGUUUUGUAUGAGUUCUAAGCACCUACCCAAGUACUUCUUAGUUUUUCAUGUACUUAUGUAUGAAAGGAUAGAUCGUAUAAUCUAAUGAAAAAAUACUCCAACAGUAUUCCAGUAGCUGUUGUAUACAUCCUAACAGAUUCUUACACCCCAGAGAUAACAGCACAAAGCUGCCUGGAACUCUGAAUAUAUGAAUGUUACUGAAAGUUAUGGUCCUGUACUUAUACCAAAAGGGAGGUAGAAUACCUUGCAUUUACUCUCAUUAGUUUCCAUGCUAGUUAAUAUCUAUUGCUACGACCUUUGCAUAACAGGUAACAUUUGUAUUCUAUUUAAGUAACUGUAUUUUCACUUUUACCAGCUGUUAGGUUGACUGGGAAGGACACUCUGUUAGAAUGCAUGAUAGAUAUGAAAAUGUAUCAUUUAAUAAAAUGAUUUGGCCAAUCGGA
Messenger RNA from Varanus komodoensis (Komodo dragon), 11457 nucleotides. RefSeq names its product synaptopodin 2 (gene SYNPO2). Bases 219 to 4049 code for a protein of 1276 amino acids. The transcript is spliced from 5 exons. Gene Ontology annotation, molecular function: actin binding. Gene Ontology annotation, biological process: positive regulation of actin filament bundle assembly. Gene Ontology annotation, cellular component: actin cytoskeleton; nucleus; stress fiber. The record is from RefSeq and is a predicted model, not a curated record. Lineage: Eukaryota; Metazoa; Chordata; Lepidosauria; Squamata; Varanidae.